AUGCAGGACAUUCUUGCGGAACUACAGCUGCCGAACGCAUGUGAUCUUAAAAUAGGCCCCAUUACUUAUACGCCUGAUGCAUCCAUUUCUAAGAUUAAUACAGAGAAGUCCAAAUAUCUAUGGCGUGAGGAGGUCGGCUUCCUUUUGACUGGCAUGAAGGUGAGCUGA
Messenger RNA from Protopolystoma xenopodis, 168 nucleotides. The record is from the annotation of a GenBank genome assembly. NCBI's taxonomy places the organism in Eukaryota, Metazoa, Platyhelminthes, Monogenea, Polystomatidea, Polystomatidae.